This is a messenger RNA of Bradysia coprophila, 975 nucleotides long. RefSeq lists its product as uncharacterized. The record is from RefSeq and is a predicted model, not a curated record. NCBI's taxonomy places the organism in Eukaryota, Metazoa, Arthropoda, Insecta, Diptera, Sciaridae. Gene Ontology annotation, cellular component: histone acetyltransferase complex.
CAUUUUGACUGGCUGACACAAAGAGCACAUUUUGUCUUUCGUUAGAACUUAAGUUAUUCCAAAAGUGAGACGAAAUAUUUCGAAAAUCGGAGAAAAGGUGACCUGUGACAUAAUUGGAUGUACAAAAAUGAAUCCAAAGCAAGACGUUGUGACAAUCCAAGAGCGCAAAAUGCGAUCGAUCAGCCCGCAAACAUCACCAUUACAUCUUUCGUUGAAUACUUCGAACACUUCGAAUACGUCAAAUAAGUCGAAUAAUGCUUUGAAGGAGUUGAUAGAACGGAAGGCUAAAAUUACCGAACAAUUGAAUGUUUUGGAACAACGGAUUUAUAAAUAUGAAGAAAAUUGCUUGGUGAGUGCACCAUUUACUAACAUAAUUCAUGGCUGGGAUCGAGAUAUAGAAAGAAAUUUCCAAACCGGUCAGUUGACAGUCAAUGAAGCUGACCGGUUGUUUUCAAAGUCAUCGGUGACAUCACCCGCAGCUGUUAACAAUCGAUUUGCCGAUAUGCUGGAAUCAUACGUCGAACCUGAAGUUAUCGUUGACGACGAUGUAAGAGUUGGUCGUUAUGAUGUGCCGCGGAUUGCUUCGAAUGAAAAUUUCAAAGUUGACCACAACGUUUGUAAGUCGACGAAUCGAAAAUUCAUUGAAAUCGAAGAUUCAAAAGCAAUUAUUGACGUAGUCGAUGGACCGAAAACUCCACAGACAGAACUGUUAAAACGCGCGACGGUGGUUCUGGAAACGAACUUUAGUCUGCCGGAAAAUUUCCAUUUCAAAGCGAUUCGUUGAGACGUGCACAAUUGUGCACAUAAUCUAACGAAUGACAAGUAUAAGACUCUUGCUCAAUUCCAUAAUGACGACAUAAAUGAACUAAAUUUUUGACCUAAAGCCUGACGCAUGUCCAAUCAGACUAAAUACUUAAAAUUACUGCGAUGUAUUGCAGCUUGAAAGAUCUAAGACAAAUAAAAUGAAAUCAAUUU